Macroventuria anomochaeta is the source of this 947-nucleotide messenger RNA. RefSeq lists its product as uncharacterized. Lineage: Eukaryota; Fungi; Ascomycota; Dothideomycetes; Pleosporales; Didymellaceae. The coding region runs from base 268 to 756 and encodes 162 amino acids. The transcript has a single exon. The record is from RefSeq and is a predicted model, not a curated record.
UUUCGAGAUUGAAGGGCUGUGGAGCGCUCUCGGAGGAUUCCUGAAACUGCACGCCAUGCGCCUUGAUCACACUUGUGCAGCUGAAAUGUCAUUCUGGCCUUCGACGAUCCAGAACAUCACCGACGGGAUAUCGACGAGAUUGCAAAACGGAGAAACAUCACUGUGUCGGCGACACCGCAUGCAGAUUGCUCUUAUGUUCUGGAGUUUUGCCUGAGAUUGCGUAGGGAGGCUGAAAUUGGUUGCACGCGAGCGUUCGGCUCUUUCGCGAUGCAAUCUGCGGCGGCUCAUUCCGCGGUCCAUGCCCGACCGGCUACAUUCCCGCGUCGUGUCAAAGGCCCAGGAUCCCUUGCUCGUUCCUCGUUGUCUAACCACGAUGAGACACAACAAGGUGGUUGUGCGCAAGCCGUAGCUGGGCGAAGCAAUUUCGACGGUUGUCAGCCGGGAAAAAUGUCGUUCCACCUUGCUGCCCCCGAUGCGCGGUACACCAGUCUCUUGCCCUGGCUAACGCAGACGCGCCGAACAGCUGUUUGUUUUCUCAGCCCUCUCCACAGGCUUAAGCCUACUUUGACAGCGCGAGAUGAUCGCACUUUGCGUGUAGGAUUUACAACUGCUUUCCAAGGCGCCACAAGUUUGCGGCGUGGCCCUUCGUUACGGGGCUUGUUGCCAGUUUUCCCGUGCGAGAACACUGUUAACGGCCACGAGGGCCGUCUCGCAGCCCUCAAACUUUGUGUAACCAUAUUGCUUGUUGCUAUCUAACGCGUCGCCGGUCGUCGCAACCCCGCCUGCCCUCGUGGACGCUGUUUCAGGCUUUGCUUAUCCCAACGUGCUCCUUAUACAUCAAUCGAAGCCUCAGGCCUCGCUCUGUCACGACAAAUGCCUCGCUCAAGCACAGUUGCGGCCAGAUGUGCUGCACUAAACACUUCGAUCGCUCAGGCAAGCAUCUCUGU